This is a messenger RNA of Periophthalmus magnuspinnatus, 2265 nucleotides long. It is a transcript of the gene stx4, whose product is annotated as syntaxin 4. Gene Ontology annotation, cellular component: plasma membrane; SNARE complex; endomembrane system. The record is from RefSeq and is a predicted model, not a curated record. The transcript is spliced from 10 exons. Gene Ontology annotation, molecular function: SNAP receptor activity; SNARE binding. Bases 191 to 1084 code for a protein of 297 amino acids. Lineage: Eukaryota; Metazoa; Chordata; Actinopteri; Gobiiformes; Gobiidae. Gene Ontology annotation, biological process: exocytosis; intracellular protein transport; vesicle fusion.
GGGGGCGCAGUAGAGAAUCUGGAUUUCUGAGCCACAGAAGAAGGCUCUGACUGAAGUUUACUAGCUUAGUGAGUUGAAUGACAUUUGUGCAAGUUUAUUAUAGUGUGUCGUGUUUUGACAACAACGCACCUGAUCGUUGGAAUAGAGCACCAUUGCUCUGGCCUUAUUUGCCUCGACAACACUGUGAAAAAUGCGGGAUCGGACAAAAGAAUUAGGAAAUAAGGCUGAGUCCUCGGAUGAAGAUGAGGAGGGCAGAGCGCUCGUGGUCAAGCCUGGACCCUCUUCAGCCAAAGAGGACAAGGAGAACGAAACCUUCUUCAAAAAGGCUCAAGAGAUCCAAGAGGGCCUGCAGAGCCUGAAGAGAAUGGUUUCUGACCUUGAGAACAAGCAGAAAACUGUCCUGGGUGUGGCUUUACCCGAAGACAGUAUGAAGAAAGAGCUUCAGACUCUGAGAGAUGCAAUCAAAACAAUGGCUGGACAAAUACAGAAAAAACUAAAAAGCAUUGAACCUAAAAAGGGAGAAAAUGGUGAUGGGACAUAUAUAUCCAUAAGUACUAGGAUUCAGCGGACACAGCACGGCGUUUUAUCCAAGGAGUUUGUUGAGUUGAUGGGCCACUGCAACACCAUUCAGGCUCAAUACAGGGAUCGUAAUGUGGAACGGAUACAAAGGCAACUUAAAAUAACUGGGACCAAUGUCACAGAUGAAGAGCUUGACACUAUGUUAGAAAGUGGACAAACUGAUGUCUUCACUCAAAAUAUCUUGAAUGAUGCCAAAGCUACAAAACAGGCUCUAAAUGAGAUUGAGUCCAGACAUGAUGAAAUUCUUAAAUUGGAGAAGAGCAUACGGGACCUGCACGAAAUGUUUCAGUACCUCGCAAUGGAGGUGGAGGCACAGGGAGAAAUGGUUGACAGGAUUGAAACGAACAUCAAACAAUCUUCUAACUAUGUGGAAAAAGCUAAAGAAAAUACAGCGAAGGCAGUUACAUAUCAAGCUAAGGCACGCAAGAAGAAAAUGUGGAUUGCAGUGUGCUUAGCCAUCUUGAUUCUCAUCCUAGUCAUCUCGUUGUUUUCUGCUUUUGGUUAGAUUUGGUAACACAGGUGGGUUUGUACCAUCACCUAUAGGCUCUUAAAAAGUCUUUUAUAUUUGAGCCAACAGGAUGAACAGAUGAAUUUUGAGUUUCAUCCUUUGGCUUAGUUCAAAUUUUCCCUGUGUUUAACCCUUAUGUCACAUUGUGGGUCUUUUUUAUUUGUUUGGAGAUGUGGCGUCAUAAAGUGGAUCUUGUUUCACAUAUUACAAAGUUUAAACAAUCUAAUUUGUUUAUACAUUUUAAAUCUAAAACUGCUGGCUUGUACAAUAGGAUUUAAGGAUUAAAAACUGUUACAGCGGUGUACCCUCUCCUUUUUUAUUAAGGGGAUUUAAGUGGCCUUAUUAUAGGCAGACUGCAGUAUUCGACACUGGCGCUGAUCAUACUGUACUCAGGAAAUAUUUGUUGAUUUUUUUUAAUUUUUAUUAUUAUUAAGUUAAUUGGAAAUUUAAAGUUUUAUACAGUAUGAAUUUUAGCUAUAGGGAAACUAAUAUAAUUGUACAUAACCUCACUGUUGAGACAUACUUUUAUCAAUAUAUAAGACUUGAAAGGUUUUUAAAAUGCCUGUAUGUAACAAGUGUAAAUAUGUUUUGCUAAUUAACAAUUCAUCUGCUUUUAAGUGUAUAAAAGUUUCCUAAUGUCUUCCUCUGCCACUUUUUGUAUCCACCUUAAUUGUAUUUACCAUUGGAAAUGUAGCUGCUGCAGAGAUGGUGGCAACAAGGCAAACUUGUAAAACCGUGCCUUCUCCCUGAUCUGAAGCACUGCACUGAAUUUGAAAAGGAUAGAGUGACUUACGCAAUUCACAGCAAUAGUUUUAACACUUUUUCCUUUUAUCCUGAGAGAUUUUAUUUUACAGUUGUCAUAUUGUUCAUUAUGUUUUAUAUAUUUAUUUUUCACUACUUCAAUGAUGGUAGAUCAGGCUACUUUUGGACCACACUCUAGCCAAUGUUUUUUUCUCAUAGAUUGAUUGGCGUAGGCACCUGUUUAUCAGCAGUAGCUAAACGCUUUAUGAAAUAAUGAGAAUCGAACAAAACCUUGACAUUAUAGCUUCUAUGUAGUUGCAGUACUGUUAUGGAAAUACUCAUUUAACAUCCGUUUUUAAAAUAAAUUCCACCAUGCUAUAUUACACCUGUCUCUUGUAUGUUUAUUUUACACUUCAGUUUAAAAAUAAAACUUAAGA